Messenger RNA from Hipposideros armiger (great roundleaf bat), 961 nucleotides. RefSeq names its product small integral membrane protein 18 (gene SMIM18). NCBI's taxonomy places the organism in Eukaryota, Metazoa, Chordata, Mammalia, Chiroptera, Hipposideridae. The coding region runs from base 506 to 802 and encodes 98 amino acids. The transcript has 5 exons. The record is from RefSeq and is a predicted model, not a curated record.
UUACUCUUAAGGGUGGCAGGACUUAAUGCAAAUGAACCUAGAGGAAACUGUCAGCUGCACUGUGGUCCAACCAAUAGAAGAAUAGCUCCAUCUUGGCUGUGCACUAGACUGCAUUACAAACAGACGAUACCAUCGCUUCAACAGCAGCCUUCUGACAAGAGAUGCAGAGAAUGCUGAGAAAUUAUCACAACUGUGAUUUUUAUAUAAAAAAAGACCAUAAAGAUUCAGAAGAGAAACUUCAAGAGAAAUUCCCUGAUUUUUAAAAGGAAUCAACCUGAAAGGCUUUAACAGAAAGUCUAAGGAAUAUUUUCAUCCAUACUGGAGAGGUCCCAGGUUAAAUGAUCAGAUAGGCCCUCAAGCAAUUUCCGGCUCUUUACCUACCCAUCCACUAUUUCCUGAAUCAGGUCACCUGUCCUCGAAGCUGAAAGGAGCAGAAAUAGGACACAUAAAUACACUGAACCAAGAAGAUUCAAAAGAGCAAUAAAAGAAGUGAAAUCUCUUAAGAAUGGCCUCCCUGAGCUCCAGCCUCUGGAAUGAAACCACUACAUCUGUUUAUCAGUACCUUGGUUUUCAAGUUCAAAAAAUUUACCCUUUCCAUGAUAACUGGAACACUGCCUGCUUUGUCAUUCUGCUUUUAUUUAUAUUUACAGUGGUAUCUUUAGUGGUGCUGGCUUUCCUUUAUGAAGUGCUUGACUGCUGCUGCUGUGUAAAAAACAAAACUGUGAAAGACUUGAAAAGUGAACCUAACCCUCUUAGAAGUAUGAUGUACAAUAUGAGAAAACGUGAAAUUGAAGUGGUCUAGCUAGAAUGUAAAAAGAUGAACAAAAUUUUUGAAAACAGUCUUCAACCACUGAGAAAAAAAGAAAAUUUUCUGAAGCCAACUGUUAUUACAAAAUUGACUAACUCUGAAUGAUUAAAAGUCUUUCUACUAGAAGGGGGAAUAAAGUAAAUAUGUACUUUG